Messenger RNA from Rotaria sordida, 1059 nucleotides. NCBI's taxonomy places the organism in Eukaryota, Metazoa, Rotifera, Eurotatoria, Philodinida, Philodinidae. The record is from the annotation of a GenBank genome assembly.
AUGCAACAGCCAAUACCACGAGGUAAUAAACAAAAGACUACUCAACCAGUCAUAAUAACAACGAAUACUAAAUUCACUCCUAAAAUAUCAGAGCGAACAAUUCAAAAGAGAAAAGAAGCUAAAGAAAACCGAUACAAACGAUCAAAAUUUGCAAGUGGCCUUGAUUUAGUUGGCCUCAUAUGUCUAUAUGGUUUUUUAAUUCUUUGUGUGUUAAUUGGUGCAGGUGGAAUAGCUGUUUGUAGUAUUUAUUUUAAUGACGAUGAUAGUACCAAAGGAUGGAAAAUUGCUGGUAUUGUACUUGGUGUUUUAACAUCUAUAAUUGGUGUUAUUUUAAUUUUAAUAACUAUAUUUAAACAAGCACGUAGAAGACCAUGGCAAUAUAAAAAACAAAAAACUACUCUUAAUAUAGAUGAUUAUUAUGGUGAUAUUGGUGAUGAUAGUCAAAUAGAUAUUGAAAAUCUACCUGAUAAUUCAACACAAAAUAAUAGUAUUAUUCGUCAAGAUCCAUUGGAAGAAAAAAAAAAUCUUUCUCAAUCUGCUAUAAUUCAUUCAACAUCUGAAAUUAAAACACGUGAAACAGCUUCAUCACCAAUACGCAAUCAAUCAAUUGAACCUUUACAAUUACAAACUAAUAAUAAUGAUCUUAUAUUUUGUCCUGGUUGUAAUCGUUUACAUCCAAGAACACAUCAAUGUAUGUAUUCAACACGUAAAGUUGAUGGAUUUUCAACACAAAUUCGACCUAUGUCACAAGUACCUCGACAAGAGUCAAUUGCUAUUCAAACAGAAGGCAAUGAUAAAAAGACAAAGAAAAUAGGACCACAUACAGUUAUUGAUCGUUCAUUAAAAUAUUCAAAUACUACUCAAACUCAAACAGAUGUUUCAGCUAAUCCACGAUCAAAUAUAACAGAAAGUAUUAUUUUACGACGUGUACCAAUACCAACAGCUAAAGUUAUUGUACAACAACCAACAACAAAAGUUAUGAUUGUUAAAGUGCCUAAUACAGCUGGUCAACUUGUUAUUCAACCGAAAACAGGAUCAAGUGAUGAACAACCAAAAUAA